Molecule: messenger RNA, 180 nt
Organism: Neurospora tetrasperma FGSC 2508
Lineage: Eukaryota; Fungi; Ascomycota; Sordariomycetes; Sordariales; Sordariaceae
Exons: 2
Source: RefSeq, a predicted model, not a curated record
GGGAUUUCGCGUGCAUUUGAAAGACGAAAUUUUGCGGGUAAAAACAGGAAUUUCAAUAUCAGAUGUCAUCAGCUGAACCGCCCCAUUUUUCUGGGUGGGGGAAGUCCGCAAUACCGAAGCUAUAUUUACUACUACUUCUACUACUCCCGCUAUAACCUCCGCUACUACCACUACCGCUAA